AUGCCACCGAAGAAGAAGGCCAAGGGCAAGAAGAGCAAGGCUAGCUCUGGUGGAGGUGAUGCAGCCGACACUGCCGUCGAAGUAGCCUCUAUGUUUGAUAAUGCUCCUCCCAUUGUCAUCGAGGCCGACCCAGUACACUACGUGACGCUCGAUAUGCGGCUACUCAACUGGAGCUACCUUAAUUUCAAGUUCCGCACAAAGACCUCCACACGGUUGUUCGCCAUCAAGCAACAAAUUCAAAUGCAGCAUGGCCCGAUCAUGGACCUCAAGAUCUGCAGAGGACACUUCUCCGAGGCCAAUGAGUUAAGACACGACAUGAUGACUUUGGCAGAGUAUGGAAUUGAAGGUGCGCCCGAAGGCGAGCCCGAAGUGGUUUGCUUGAUACACUAUGACUUCAAACCAGAGCAGCACGAUAAUCCACUGCUUCUCGCCACAGAGAAGAACUGA
Phytophthora nicotianae INRA-310 is the source of this 447-nucleotide messenger RNA. RefSeq lists its product as hypothetical. The transcript is spliced from 5 exons. Lineage: Eukaryota; Oomycota; Peronosporomycetes; Peronosporales; Peronosporaceae. The record is from RefSeq and is a predicted model, not a curated record. Bases 1 to 447 code for a protein of 148 amino acids.